AUGGCAGGAUUGGAUGUGCCUCAGCCAUUUUUGUCCCCGGUUUGCAAGGUGGCUCCUCACCCACUUGAUCUCGUCGCCACCGCCGCCUACCUCCACUUCGGCCACCUUCUCCGCCGCCGCGCCACCCACAAUCUGCGCCUUGGGGUUCUUCUUCACUCCUGUUUCAAGAAACUUGCUCCUUUAAGUCACGUGUUUAGAUUGAAGGAUAAGUGGUGUCAAAGAUGCCUUGAACUCAAAGAGAUGAAUUAUCUUAAUCCGUCAACUGGUGAUUUGACGUCAUCAUGUUCAACUAGUUUCUCUUUCUUUAAUGGGGGAGGACAUGGAGGUCGAUUUGGAAAUGCUGGGAUGUCUAACUCCAAGAUGUCAGGAAAAAAUCCUUUUAAUGGAAGGAAAUGGACGGAUAUUCUCCUUGCUGCCAAUGUUUUAUUUUAUAUUGCACAACUUGCAACUCAAGGCAAGCUAUUAUUUUGGGGAGCGAAGAUAAAUAGUCUUAUUGACAAAGGACAACUUUGGAGACUUGCCACAUCUUCCUUUUUGCAUGCUAACGUCGGACACCUCUUGGUAAAUUGUUAUUCCUUAAAUUCAGUUGGUCCCACUGUGGAGAGCUUCAGUGGUCCUCGAAGAUUUCUUGCAGUUUACUUUAUCUCUGCAAUUGCAAGUUCUGCUACAAGCUAUUGGUUCUGCAGAAUGCCUGCAGUGGGUGCCUCAGGAGCAAUUUUUGGACUAGUUGGAUCAGUCGCAGUAUUUGUAGUAAGGCACAAGGAUAUUGUGGGAGGUGGUAAAAAAGGUUUACUGCACAUAGCACAAGUAAUUGCCCUUAAUAUGGUUAUUGGGCUAAUGUCCACUGGGAUUGACAAUUGGGGACAUUUAGGAGGCUUGGUUGGUGGAGUUGCUGCAUCAUGGCUUAUUGGACCCGCAUGGAAAUAUGAAUCCACUUCAAGGGAUGGGAGAAAACUUUUCAUUGACACUGCACCAAUGUAUAAUCUCUUCAAGAUUAAAACAGUACCUAAGCAAUGGAAAUAG
Molecule: messenger RNA, 1023 nt
Organism: Sphenostylis stenocarpa
Lineage: Eukaryota; Viridiplantae; Streptophyta; Magnoliopsida; Fabales; Fabaceae
Source: the annotation of a GenBank genome assembly